Molecule: messenger RNA, 1729 nt
Organism: Monopterus albus (swamp eel)
Lineage: Eukaryota; Metazoa; Chordata; Actinopteri; Synbranchiformes; Synbranchidae
Gene: chodl
Product: chondrolectin
Exons: 8
Coding region: 594-1442 (282 amino acids)
Biological process (GO): positive regulation of axonogenesis
Cellular component (GO): cytoplasm
Source: RefSeq, a predicted model, not a curated record
UUAGUUCAUAUGAGACACCUGGCACUGUUGGAGCGCCACAUUUGGCUCUCUGAGUGCUAACGGCUACCCUGCUGAUGAUGAUCCGGUCUCCAGGUUCUGUUAGCAGAUAGUUUUAUGGCCUGAUCCAACACAAAGAGCCACUGACAUAGUGUCAAACUGUCAGCCAACAUCUGCACCUUUAGUUUGGACCUCCUUAUAUAUAGUACGUGCGACUGUGCCAGCUGCCAGGCUAACUGAUGCACAGUGAUCUCACGUUCACCUGGUGGCGCUCGCUACCUGGCUGCAUGUGCAUAUACUGUAUGUGAGCAUUCAUGGAUCUUCACAGUGAAGGGCAAAGACCUGACGUCGGGCCUUUCUCUGGUCCGUUGAACUUUUUCACGGCAGACAGUUUGUAAAGACCUGACAUUGUCUCUGGAAAAGCUCUUUAGUCCUGCUCCUGUGUCCUUCCCUUCAUGUCUAAGGCCUUCAGAGGAUGACAGAAGAAACCUCCAGAAACGAGCGGACAUGUCCACACGUCCCAGGCGGACACCUACACGGGGCGAUGGGUGGGGUGGAAAGCUUCUGAACGUUUCUGUGCUGCGUUCAGGGACCACAUGCAGGCAUGUGUCCGGUCAAUUCAGCCUAGUCAGACAGUGUGCUUGGGCGGCCCGGAGCAUCACUGCUAUAAGAUCGCAUAUUUCCAUGAUGUGACGAGUCGUGUUGCGUUCAGGGAGGCACGUCAGGCCUGCGAGAUGGACAACGGGUCUCUGCUAAGCAUCGAGAGCCCAGUUGAGCAGAGGGACAUUGAAAAGCUGCUGCAGAAGCUGCGUUCAGGAGCGGUGGGUGAUGCAGGAGGAGGUGGUAUAGCAGACGGUGAUUUCUGGAUCGGUCUGACUCGGGCGGACGGAGUCGACCAGACUCAUUCUGAACUCAGCAACAGCCUGACUUCCUGUCCGCAGCUGUACCAGUGGACCGAUGGCAGCCCGGCCUUGUUCAGGAACUGGUACUUUGACGAGCCAUCCUGUGGAGGAGAGGCCUGCGUCGUCAUGUACCAUCAGCCAACUGCUGUCCCUGGUCUGGGCGGGGCUUAUCUCUACCAGUGGAACGACGACCGCUGCAACAUGAAACACAACUUCAUCUGCAAAUACAAACCAGAGAGCCAUCUUGUGACUGAACAAAGUGACACACCUGGAGGGCGGGGCACAGAGUUGAUGGCAGGUGGGGUCACACAGUCUGCUGGUGUUGAGGAGGUUCCCCCUCAGGUCACCACGGCUGGAGCUUCAGGUAUGUUACUAGUGUAUGUGAUCAUUCCCACAAUCCCCCUCCUGCUGCUCAUCCUGGUGGCUUCUGGGACAUGCUGUUUUCAGAUGCUCAGUAGCAGCGACCCCCACUCCAAGACCACCACCGACCAGUCAAACCUGUGGAUCUCCAGGACGCCCAAACCUGACAGCAUGGAGGUCUGACAUCCUGGUGACAUCACACUGCUGGUAGAGGGAUGACAUCACUUCUGGUCCAAAUGAUCAUCAUCACUGUGUGGUGCAUUCAGGAGCAGGUGGACGGCAUCGUCACAGAGGCUUUUUCCUAAUCUUUCUAUUUUCUGCAGGUUCAUCACCAUUAUUACUGUGUAUUUAUACUGCACUUGUACUACAGAGUACACCCACUAUUGCACCAGGAUUUCUUUUCUCCCUCCAUCUUUAUUUCCUUUCCUCUCCUUCCCUUACUUCCCUCCUUUCCUUUUUAAAUCCUUCCU